Harpia harpyja (harpy eagle) is the source of this 1056-nucleotide messenger RNA. RefSeq names its product transmembrane protein 14C-like. The record is from RefSeq and is a predicted model, not a curated record. Gene Ontology annotation, biological process: regulation of heme biosynthetic process. NCBI's taxonomy places the organism in Eukaryota, Metazoa, Chordata, Aves, Accipitriformes, Accipitridae. Gene Ontology annotation, cellular component: mitochondrial membrane. The coding region runs from base 211 to 534 and encodes 107 amino acids. The transcript is spliced from 4 exons.
CGGACGGACCCCGAAUUCUGCCCCUCCAUCGCCAGGGCUGCAUUCCCAACAAAUCGGGUUUCAUUUCUUGGACUUGGUUUAGGGCUUAGGCUUUAGGCAGGCCUUGCUCGUGGAAAAGCCCCCCCCCCCGGCAAAAUGCUAUUAUUUUUCUUCCCCUGAAAAAUUCAAAGAUACUGAUCGUCACCCCAACUUCUCUUCCAGUUUUCCAGCAUGGCAGUGGACUGGCUCGGCUUUGGCUACGCCGCCCUGGUGGCAUCAGGAGGGCUCAUUGGCUAUGUAAAAGCAGGUAGUGUCCCGUCGCUAGCUGCUGGCCUUGUCUUUGGGAGUUUGGCUGGAAUGGGUGCCUAUCAGCUCUCACAGAAUCCAAAUAAUGUUUGGAUUUCUCUGAUUACAUCUGGAACACUGACUGCCAUCAUGGGAACAAGAUUUUACAACUCUGGAAAAUUCAUGCCUGCAGGGCUAAUUGCUGGUGUCAGUUUGCUAAUGGUUGGAAGAUUAGCACUGAAGAUGGUGGAAAAGCCCCAUGAUAAGUAACUGUUCAUUUUACAGUUUAAUAUCUGGAUAAGGAAACCUAAUAAUGAAGUUGCAUGAAUGCAGAAGCAAGAAGAUGGAACAAUUUUCUAUAUAAAGACAAUUUUUCUCCUUUUUUUAUAUAAGGGGGAGUAGAAUGAUGGGACAGAUAGUUUAUAUACAAGGUGCUGUUUGUUUCAAUGACCUGGUAGAGCUAUUAUUGUGCGGUGAGAAGCUGGUCCUGGGUUUGAUUUUUUCCAGACACAUUUCAGUGUAUUUUAACAUUUCCAGGUUUUAUAUUCCAAAAUAUACUGCUGACAUAUAUGAAGCAGAGAGGACCUGUAAUUAAGAAAGUAUCCACAAAGAGGCAUCAGGAGUAAUUGGCUAAAUACAACAGUGUAUCUCACUGAUAUUACAGUAUGCUUUACCUGUUGCAUUCUGAGUUGAUACACCAUGUCUGUAUAACACCAAACAGGUCUUAGCUUUUUAUUGUGAAUGAUGCUAAAACGUUGCUUUUGUACAAGUAAAAUCUGUUACAAACCUUUA